Messenger RNA from Dicrocoelium dendriticum, 1002 nucleotides. NCBI's taxonomy places the organism in Eukaryota, Metazoa, Platyhelminthes, Trematoda, Plagiorchiida, Dicrocoeliidae. The record is from the annotation of a GenBank genome assembly.
AUGCCUGCGCGCAAAGCACUCAACAUCGGGUGCUGGAACGUGCGCACAUUACUGAACCGGAACUCCAGCGAGCGCCUCGAGCGACGCACUGCACUGGUCGCGAUGGAGCUGGCGCGCUACCACAUCGAUAUUGCUCCGCUCAGUGAAACUCGGCUCGCUGAGCAAGGUAAGUUACAUGAAGCAGGUGCUGGCUACACAUUCUUCUGGGUGGGGAACUCCGCCUCAGCCCCACGUGAACGUGGGGUCGGAUUUGCAAUAUCCGAUCGCCUCCAUGGCCAGCUGGUGGGUGAACCAACGGGCAUCAGCGCGCCACUGAUGACUGUUUGCCAACGACUCGGAAGAGGUAAGUUUGCUACUUUUAUAAGCACGUACGGUUCGACCAUGUGUUAUCCUGAUGACACGCGUGAUCAAUGCUACACUGAGCUAUCCUCCGUGAUACGGUCUGUGCCGAGCAACGACCGACUACUUCUGCUGGGUGAUUUCAACGCGCGCGUUGGGCGUGAUGCAUCAGAGCGGACAGAUGUCAUCGGUCCGCAGGGCAUUGGUUCAGCGAAUGCGAACGGCGACACGUUACUCUCACUGUUUGCCACUCACGGCCUGACGAUCACAAACACUCGGUUUGCACUGAGUGCGAGUGAUAUAGCAACUUGGACGCAUCCACGGAAUGGUCACGCUCACCUGCUCGACUAUAUCAUCGUACGUCAGCGUGAUAUGCGUGAAGUGCGCAUGACACGUGUACUACGUGGAACUGACUGUGGCAUUGAUCACAAGUUGGUUCGGACCAAACUGUACAUAUAUUUUCGUAAAUCUACGUAUUGCACCCGCGCCGUGAAUCGGCGUAAAUUUAACAUUCUCUCCCUCGGUACUUUAAACAUGGUUGGCGGCAUCCGGUUUCGGAUUGGCCUGUCACGGUGGCAAGCCACAGGACGCUUGCGCCUACAGAGGGUCCACGGGUGGCUUGCGCUGCACCACUCACAGCUCCAACCACACACACCAUAUCCA